Colius striatus (speckled mousebird) is the source of this 2899-nucleotide messenger RNA. RefSeq names its product Myb/SANT DNA binding domain containing 2 (gene MSANTD2). The transcript has 4 exons. The coding region runs from base 512 to 1792 and encodes 426 amino acids. NCBI's taxonomy places the organism in Eukaryota, Metazoa, Chordata, Aves, Coliiformes, Coliidae. The record is from RefSeq and is a predicted model, not a curated record.
UGCUUAGAAGUUUUCUGCCCCCAGGGCUCUGAGUUUCACAAGGAAAUGAGUUAGAAAUGUGUUCCUUUCCCACUGAUGCUGUUAAAACCAGGAGCAUUAGGUAGCUUGGAGCUUUCUGAAGGUGUAAAAAAGCCUUGUGGGAGGAGGAAAAAAAACCCCUAACCAAGUGGUUUUUGAAAUGCUAUGUCCACAAAGUCCUCCUCUAGAAAGGAAAGUGAACAGGGCUAGCUGUUCCCAAAGUCAUGCUUAAAUAGACUCCAGAGACAGCUUUGCCAUUCAGUCCAGAACCUGAGCAAUCUAACACAUUGAAUUUGGGAGGUGAAAUAAGAGUUUGGUAGCACAAAACCCAUCAGGAUCCCUCUCAGCUGUCAGUGGGGUGGGGGGAUGACCAGAAGCAGACUAACAGGGUGUUUGUUUUGCAUCUUAGUCCCCUCCAAGGAGGUUUCAACCUCAACACUGUGUUUAAGACAAAGCUUCUUUAAGAGCCAUCUAAGGAUUGUUUCUUACUUGAAUGCUUGCUAUGGAAGUCUUGGCAAUUUGGAGCAUUAUUGAUUUGACCUCUUUUAAAUUUCAGCAGCUUCACAAGAGACAGAGUGAGUUAGUAAGGAAGGCAAAAUAUACCCUUCGCAGGUGCUACAGCCGCGUGAAGGAACACGGCGUGGGCAAGAGGAAAAGCAGCUACACCUUUGAGCAGCUGGAACAAGUGUUUGGGCAAGGAGGAUGGGAUUCCCAGCCCUGCCAGCCUGUCCUCAUCAACAGCAGUGGUUUGUACCAGGAGCUGGAGUCAGAUGGCAGCACCAUGGAGGAAUAUUCACAGGAAGAUUGGGGAAACCACAGUCAGGAUCUCCAUUGCUACCAGACUGGUGAACAAGAAUUGGAUGAAAUGCCUACCACGAAGAGAACACUAAAGAUAAAACAGGAGUCUUCAGAAGACACACAGAAGCGUGACGUCAUGCAGAACAUCAUGCAGAUCUUGGAGUCUGUCCAGUUGAAGUGGGAGCUGUUUCAGAGCUGGACUGAUUUCUCCAGGCUUCACCUUUCCAACAAACUGGCCAUUUUUGGCAUUGGUUACAACACCCGUUGGAAGGAGGACAUCAGGUACCACUACGCCGAAAUCAGCUCCCAAGUCCCUUUAGGCAAACGCCUGAGGGAGUAUUUUAACUCUGAGAAACCAGAAGGUCGAGUCAUUAUGACCAGGGUCCAGAAAAUGAACUGGAAGAAUGUUUAUUACAAGUUCUUAGAGAUCACCAUCAGUGAAGCCAGGUGCCUGGAGCUUCACAUGGAGAUCGACUGGAUCCCCAUCGCUCACUCCAAACCUACCGGCGGGAACGUGGUGCAGUAUCUCUUACCCGGGGGGAUCCCUAAAAGCCCUGGCUUGUAUGCUAUUGGGUAUGAAGAGUGCCAUGAGAAACCCUCUUCCCCUCUCCCUGAGCAUCGAGGGACUGACCCUACCAAUGAGACUCAAGGAGAGCUGGAGGUUCCUUCUCCUCAAGCCUCGCUCCGCCUGGACGUGGAAUCCGCCCGCAUCAUCUAUUGUUACCUCGGCAUCGCUGAGGUCAGGACUCUCCAGCAGUGCCUGUUUUUACAUUUCCAGGCCAACACCAAAACCUUCAGCAAAGAUUGGGUGGGGAUCAACGCUUUUUUAUCUCAGAACUGCAUUGUUGAGCCUGGAGUCUCCCCUAAAUCCAUCUACAUCAAAUUUGUGGAAGUGGAGAGGGAUUUUCUUUCGGCCGGCUCUUUGGUAGAGUGCCUGGAAAAAGCCAUCGGCUACCCCUUAAAGUUCAACAACUGAGCCCUUCACAAGGAUUUCAGGGCUUGCUGCCCCACUUUUUCUGUUAGUUUGGGGUUGGGGGUUGUUGUUUUUUUCUCUGCCAUCUCACAAAUCCCAGACUUUGGAGGCUCAAAGUGGGGAGGAACCUUCCCUCCACCCCGAGGGGGGCGCAAGCGGCUCCCGCCCGGCCGCAGGAGGUGAGGAGCCGCCCGGCCCCGCGGCACUGGAGGUACAUUCCACAAGGGGGAGAAGGUGUUUUCACCCACCAAAGGGUUUUCUUCUCUUCGAGGGGGUGGGGAGGGCAUUUUUCUUCCACAGUGUCUCCUUUGUACGUCUCUUCAGUGUUAAGUCCGGAUAACUAAGCAAUAGACAACGACGAGUUCAAGGUGGAAGCCCCAUGGAAGGACACGGGGUUGUAGAGAACUCUUGUAUAUAAUUUAGACACUUUUUAUCACACCCAUCCAGUGGUCUCUCUCCUCUCUCUCUCUCUCUCUCCAAACAGUGUUGCCUGCACCAAGAGACUUUGGGUUCUGUGAUGUAAUUCCACUUUCCAAGUAGCGUUGCCAUAUCUGCUUUGGGGUGGGGGGUGGCUGGGGUAUGUUGAUUUGGUGACACAAAGAGAAUUCCUGGCCUUGGGGGAGGCUUUUUAUUUGUCUCUUGCCUGUUCUUUUCAUGGGGGUUGUUCCUGGUUCCUUUUCAGGUUUUUUUUAUACUUGGGGGGAAUUUUAUUUGGGGUUAUUGGGGUUUCUUUGGGGUUUGUUUCCCUUCUCCUUUGGGUUUAUUUCCCUUGUCCUUUGGGGUUUAUUUCCCUUGUAUUUUGGGUUUAUUUCCCUUGUACUUUGGGCUUAUUUCCUUUGUACUUUGGGUUUAUUUCCCUUGUAUUUGGGAUUUGUUUCCCUUGUACUUUGGGUUUAUUUCCCUUGUAUUUGGGGUUUGUUUCCCUUGUACUUUGGGGCUUAUUUCCCUUGUACUUGGGCUUAUUUCCCUUGUACUUGAGGAUUAUUUCCCUUGUCCUUUGGGUUUGUUUCCCUUGUCCUUUGGGUUUGUUUCCCUUAUACUUUGGGCUCAUUUCCCUUAUAUUUGGGCUUAUUUCCCUUGUAUUUUGGGUUUAUUUCCCUUGUAUUUUGG